This is a messenger RNA of Siniperca chuatsi (mandarin fish), 8151 nucleotides long. Its product is annotated as inactive phospholipase C-like protein 2. The transcript has 7 exons. NCBI's taxonomy places the organism in Eukaryota, Metazoa, Chordata, Actinopteri, Centrarchiformes, Sinipercidae. Gene Ontology annotation, molecular function: phosphatidylinositol-4,5-bisphosphate phospholipase C activity. Bases 626 to 3946 code for a protein of 1106 amino acids. The record is from RefSeq and is a predicted model, not a curated record. Gene Ontology annotation, biological process: lipid metabolic process; intracellular signal transduction.
UUGACAACACAGCCUGUUUAGCCUGUUGCGCGUUCACGGGUCAUACACAACUUCGUUCCUUGGAAACGACUUCUCUGAGUGACGGUUUGUCAAGAAGUACUUAUUCGUGAGACACCUAACGUCAAAUCACGGGUUAAGUUUUUUUUAAAGACUUAAACGGAAUAAAUGCUGACUGUCGAGAUUGGCUAAGGGUGGAGGAAAUCUCUUCAUUUGUUUGCUAACAACAGGGGUUGAUUUGACUGGACUUUGAGUUGGCUGUGAAAACUAACUUCACCCAGCUAGGUUAGCUUGCUAGCUAGCUUACCUAGCUCAGCUCAGCACACAGCCGACAGCAAGCGGUAGUCUGGCUGCUCAGUUGCAGCAACAACUUAAAAGGAAGACCGUCCUUCGCUUGGAGAGACAAGGCAGUUCAAAAGAGCACAAUGCACGGAGCAAGCCCCUCUGUCUGUAGGGACCUGACAGAUAUGUGCACCGAGAGAUGAUAUGGCAGAAUAGCGUGCAAAUGUUACAACGAGGCAAUAGGCCAGGCAGGAAAUUGGUGUAAAUUGGUGUAAAGCUGAAAUAUAAGGCUUUGCUACCCAUCAGCUUGCCAGCGUGUGUGUGUGUGUGCGUGCUCGAGGUGCCUAUGGCGGAGUUUGGGGAGGACGGCAGCCUGCCUCCGUUGAAUCUUGGGGAUACGGCCGUGGCCAGCGACGAAGCAGCUGAUAAGACGCAUUGCGAAGUGUCGGUCUUGAAUGGAGACUGUGGGAUAUCAGAAAAUAUGGUCGGUUCAGGAUCCCAUGUCGCACCUGGCAGCCAAGCCGGGGUGGAAACCACUGUCGGAGUGGAUGCCAAAUCUGAAAUACCACGCAGGAGCAGCAUUAUCAAGGAUGGCUCAAGACAGCGUAAAGAAAGAAAAAAGACUGUAUCAUUCAGCAGCAUGCCCACUGAAAAGAAAAUUAGCAGUGCAAGUGACUGCAUCAGUGCAAUGGUGGAUGGCUCUGAGCUGAAGAAAGUGAGAUCCAAUUCCCGCAUUUACCACCGCUACUUUCUCCUUGAUGCCGACAUGCAGUCUUUGAGAUGGGAGCCCUCAAAGAAGGAAUCAGAAAAGGCCAAAAUUGAUGUAAAAUCCAUCAAGGAGGUUCGGACAGGGAAAAACACAGACACUUUUAGAACUAAUGGAACCUAUGAUCAGAUAUCAGAGGACUGUGCUUUCUCAAUCAUCUUUGGGGAGAACUAUGAGUCCCUGGACUUGGUGGCAAACACUGCAGAUGUAGCCAACAUAUGGGUGACAGGGCUGAGGUACCUGAUCUCCUAUGGGAAACAUACCUUGAAUAUGAUAGAGAGCAGUCAGAACAACAUGCGCUCGUCUUGGCUAGGUGAACUUUUUGAUGAGGCAGACAGUAACAGCAGCAAACAAAUAACAAUAUGUGCUGCUGUACAGCUAGUCAAAAAGUUGAACCCUGGACUUAAAAAUGUGAAAAUAGAACAGAAGUUCAAGGAGCUUCACAAAGCUAAGGACAAAGCAGGUUCCGAUGUGACAAAAGAUGAGUUCAUUGAGGUCUUUCAUGAUCUUUGCACCAGACCAGAAAUUUAUUUUCUCUUUGUUCAGUUCUCCAGUAACAAAGAAUUUCUGGAUACCAAGGACUUAAUGAUAUUUCUGGAGGCAGAGCAGGGUAUGGCACAAGUCAGUGAAGACACUAGCUUAGAGGUCAUUCAGAAAUAUGAACCAUCUAAAGAGGGCCAGCUCAAGGGUUGGCUUUCUCUUGAUGGGUUCACCAACUAUCUUAUGUCUCCAGAGUGCCAUAUAUUUGACCCGGAACAAAAAACAGUAUGCCAAGACAUGAACCAGCCCUUGUCCCACUAUUACAUCAAUGCAUCCCACAACACAUAUCUGAUAGAAGAUCAGUUCAGAGGUCCCUCUGAUGUGACCGGGUAUAUCCGUGCCCUCAAGAUGGGCUGCCGCAGUGUAGAGCUGGAUGUGUGGGAUGGGCCUGAUAAUGAACCUGUUAUUUACACUGGUCACACGAUGACAUCGCAGAUUGUUUUUCGCAGCGUCAUUGAUGUCGUCAACAAGUAUGCCUUCGUUGCAUCCGAGUUUCCACUGCUGCUGUGUUUAGAAAACCAUUGCUCCUUAAAGCAGCAGAGAGUCAUGUUUCAGCACCUAAAGAAGAUCCUUGGAGACAAGAUCCACCUAGAUCAUCCAAAACCUGAGGACUGCUACCUCCCCUCUCCCUCUGAACUGAAGGGAAAGAUCCUGCUAAAGGGUAAGAAACUGAGCACGAACUGCACUGCUUCAGAAGGUGAGGUGACAGAUGAGGACGAGGGGGCAGAGAUGUCUCAAAGGAUGAGCAUUGAGUCUGCGGAACAACAGACUAUCGCAUCCAAGAAGUUUCAGCUGUCGAAGGACCUCUCUGAUCUGGUGACCAUGUGUAAGUCUGUGGAGUUCAAAGACUUCCCAACAUCUUUCCAUAGCCAGAAGCACUGGGAACUCUGCUCUUUCAAUGAGGUCUUUGCAAGUCGCUGCGCCAGUGACUUCCCAGGUGACUUUGUGAACUACAACAAAAAGUUCCUAGCGCGAGUCUACCCUAGCCCCAUGCGGAUUGACUCCAGCAACAUGAAUCCACAAGAUUUCUGGAAGUGUGGUUGCCAGAUUGUGGCAAUGAACUACCAGACUCCUGGCCUGAUGAUGGAUUUAAACAUCGGCUGGUUCCGUCAGAAUGGGAAUUGCGGCUAUGUGCUACGUCCAGCGAUCAUGAGGGAGCAGGUUUCAUAUUUUAGUGCCAACACUAAAGAUUCAGUGCCUGGUGUGUCUCCGCAGCUCUUACACAUCAAGAUCAUCAGUGGACAAAACUUCCCAAAACCCAAAGGGUCAGGUGCCAAAGGAGACGUAGUAGACCCCUAUGUGUAUGUGGAAAUACACGGCAUUCCUGCUGACUGUGCUGAACAAAGGACUAAAACGGUCAACCAGAAUGGGGACAACCCUCUGUUUGAUGAGAGCUUUGAGUUUCAGAUAAAUCUCCCCGAGCUUGCAAUGGUGCGCUUUGUGGUGCUAGACGACGACUAUAUUGGCGAUGAAUUUAUCGGCCAAUAUACAAUCCCCGUUGAUUGUCUCCAGCCAGGAUUUCGCCAUGUACCGCUACAAUCUCUGACAGGGGAGGUUCUGCCACAUACCUUGUUGUUUGUUCAUGUGGCCAUAACCAAUCGAAGAGGAGGUGGCAAACCACACAAAAGGGGACUGUCUGUACGAAAGGGCAAGAGGAGUAGAGAGUAUGCCAGCAUGAGAGUACUAUUGAUCAAGGCUUUGGAUGAUGUCUUCAAAACAGCCAUGCUGCCACUGAGGGAGGCAACAGACCUCAGAGAAAACAUGCAGAAUGCCAUUGUGUCUUUUAAAGAGCUGUGCGGCCUUUCAGCAGUGGCUAACCUGAAGCAGUGCAUCUUGGCCCUUUCCCCUCGACUGACUGGACCUGACAACAGCCCCCUUUUGGUGUUCAACCUCAAUGACCAGUACCCUAACUUGGAGCCCCAAGGCCUGCUACCAGAGGUCCUCAAGAAAGUCGUCACCACCUACGACAUGGUGAUCCAGACCAGCAAGACUCUGCUAGAGAACUCUGACGGGGUGUAUGAGCGAAUUCUACAAACCCAAAAAGCAGCGAUGGAAUUUCACGUGAACCUCCAUGACUUGGCUGUGAAGGAAGGGUUGAAGAGCAGAAAGCUGCACAAGGCGGUGGAGAGCUUCACGUGGAACAUCACCAUACUGAAGGGUCAGGCAGACCUACUGAAGAACGCCAGGAGUGAAGUCCAGGAGAACCUCAAGCAGAUCCACUAUACUGCGCUCACCUGUAACCUGAGUAAAGGCGGACCAGUGGGCAGCUCCUCUGGCUCAGAGUCCAAGAGCAGACGCAGCCUCGAUGCCAUUCCUGAGAAGGCCAACAGGGAGGAGGAGCUCACUGAUGAGGACAACUAAAGACCCCGAGUCCUGCUCUGGCACCCACAUUCAGACCUCUACUCUGUUCCUGCCUCCUGAGCUCAAAACCCAAAGCUCGCUCUCUCCUUGAGCACUCUUUACCCUGGCAUCAUCGCUCAACACACAUACACACCAGUGUUUUUCCACAUUCCAUCGUGUACAUUCCUGUAGCCCAAGCACAGCUGUAACCUCUCAGACUUCUGCCUUGUAAUCAUCAAUAAAAUGCCACAACUACUCCAGGACACAAAUCGUACCCAAGUUCAGAUCACACAAACUUAAGAGGUUUGGAAAAUACUGUCAUUAUUUCUAAGAGCUGCACUGAAAGCAGGAAAAGCAUGAAACAUUUUAAACAUUUGCUACACAUCUGAUGCUGCCUAGGCAUUAUGUGCACACUUCAUAUAAAUACCAAAUCUUAACAUCCAGCAGAAAUAUAUAACUUUUGGGAAAAAGUUGAGGGGAUAAUAUGUAGAAAUGCUGAUGAUUAUCAGUGCCAGACAUAGAUCCUAAUUUUCCCUAGCAUAAGACUCAUAAACCUCUUCAUCUGCAUUCCUAAUGCAUUAGUUUGUUGCCCUGUCUCACAUUUCCUGGGUGAGCUGUGAGAGCCGAGUGAACUACCAGCCACGCAACCAUUUAAGACAUUGACCUACAGUUCAGAGACCGUGCGCUUCUACUCAGCAGACCGGGGUGUUACCUGAGGAGACAAAAACAGAGUCCCUGGAUUGUUGUAAGAGAUUUCUUAAAAGCACAAUUUUUUGGAGUUAUGAAUGUAACAGGACAGAGGGGACGGAAAAAGUAAAGAAAAAAAGUGGACAAAAACAUCAUGAAUGAGAGUAAAGAGCUGUUUACAAUACUGAAAUUGUCCAUGUUCUUGUCUGCCAAAAUAGUAUAAUAUACUAUGUGUAUAUAUGGAGUUACCUGUUACCUUUUUUUCUGCAGAGUGCAUCAUUUUAUUAUUGUAUAGUUGGAAAUAUAAGAUUUAUUUUAUAAAAGAUAUAUGAACAUGUCUGUCAAAAAACAAAAAGUUUUAUUUGUGUGUAGAUAUCUGAUAACGAGGGAUGUCACUAGAAAAAGUGACCUCAGCGUUUUCCCGGCAAAGAGCUCCUACAUGUUGAGACAGAAGGACUAAUAAUAGAAUGUAUUCAUACUGUUUGUGGUGCAAACAGCAAAGUCUCAAAAAUCACAACCAGCAACUGCAUAAGGAACCAUGACUAGGUGUUAACAUGCACUCAAAAACACUUUGGACGUUGACACAUUUUCAUAUUUCAGCAUUUCAUUUGGGAAUAUGUUAGGCCUUUAUUUUUGGGGCAUGGUCCUCCCAUUUUCACUAAAGAAAGCUUGAGCUAAAUCAACUUUGUGCUCAGUGUUCUACCAAAAACUAAUUUCACAGUUACUUUUAGAAGUCUACAACCCAUAAAAGGUGCCACAUUUUUCUUUUUCCCCCCCAGCUGUGCUCCCAAAUAAUUCCAUCGUUAUAUAAAAACACCCCAAUGAGAAAUCAGCUCUGACUGGUUUAAAAACUCAUUCCCUUGUUUACUUGUAAUCAUUUGGUUCAAUUAUUUUACUGAGCAGAAUGAUUGAAUACAUCUCACAGGAAACCAGCACGAUGUGCCUGGAUUGAAGACUGUGAAUGGGAGGUCAUGUACAAAAACAAAGACUGGUUUCAUUUUAAUCUUCCAGUUUUAGCUCUUAAUCGUUUAAAGAUGUGUUUCUCUGUCCAACACUCAUGAGCUUUGAUAUGUUUCAUCUUGCAGUUAGUCACUGUUCAAUGCAAAGUGCACAUCAUCCACUUAUUGUUUUGAGAUUUUGUCUGGGGAACCACUGUGCAGCACAUUUCGGAGAGCUGAAGUGGUUCCCGUCUGCCAGACAAAUCAAGCAACACUUUGUUAACCCUUUGUAAGAAUUCAAACUCAGGUCUGGUGGUUGAUAUUGACAUGUACUUCAGAGUAAUAAUAGCUUCAUAACCAUUCCUGGUGACAAAGUAGUAUUUCAUCCAGUUACCCUGUGAUUUAAUUGUGCCACAUUACUGCUAACUGAAAACUGCUGUAUCAGUUGACAAGUAGAAGAGUUUUUGUCUUUACCCACAUGCUGCUUCAAUAGUGCUCUUGCUUGCUAUUCAUUUCACAGUCCUUAUUUGUCUUUUAUUUCAAAUCUCAAAGUUAUACUUACUUUCUACUGGUUGGACAAAGAAUGCUUCAAAAUGAUCAGUAUAUGUUUGCCAUCUUUACAUGAUCUACACUCAGUUGCCACUUUAUUAGGUACACCUAGCUAAAAUUAAACCAGUCUAACACAAAGCCCUGCAAUAAGUCAUGAAGGUUACAAUGUUCAGUUUUUGUCAAAAGUGCUUUAUAGAGAUGUUGAUUCAAUUGAAUGGUCGCUUUGGAGGCUGUAGUUUGUGGUGCAGUUGAGUUGUAUUGAAUUGCACUGAGAGGUGUUUCUAAUAUUCUGUCCACCAUGUUUAUAUCAAUGAGGGUAGGAUAAAUAUUAGGAACACUUCUAAUUAUAUCCAAAUACAAUUAAACAGCACCACAAACUACAGCCUCCAAAAUGACUAUAAAGUUCAACACCUCUCUAAAACUGUUCAGACAAACCCUGAAAAUUAUAACCUUUAUGAAAGUAGAAUUUUUUGUAGGGCAGUUGUAUGAGACUACAUUAUUUUAAUUUUUUUAAUAUGUGGGCUUUACAAAAGUAGGGCUCGCAAAAGUAGGCCUCAAUGAUGUGAGAAAGAUAUUGAAUUGCCAUUUCUGACCAAUAUUGCAAUUGAGAUUUAUUGCAAUUAUUUUCUGUAAAUUAAACUACAGGCCUGUAAAUGUUUGUGCUCCACGUAAUAUUGAUUAAUUGACAACGGAUUAAGUUAGCAUUGUAUUAAUGCUAUUGUUAACAGCUGUGUACUGUAGCUGUCUGAACUAAUAGCUAGUUUUUAAGGUGAUAAGCUUAAAUCAACGAUAUGAUGCAUUGAAAAACAUGUUAGCAGAUACUAAGUUACAGGCCUGCUUUAAGUCUGUGCACAUUAGACUUAAAAAAUAAAUUUGGCCAAGUCUUGCCUUGCCAUUUUUGGGGGGCAUGUGCUUAACUUUAAUUUAGUUAAAAUAUUGAUCACCAGCAAGACAUCAAUUAUUUGAAUUUCCAAACAUAUAGUUAUUCCUGUUCUCUUGACACAAGGCAUUUGGACUGUUGAAUGAAACCCAAGCAUUUUUUAAAGUGGUCAUAUUAUGCUUUAUUGUGCAUGUAAUAGGUUUGCAAAGUGAAAAAGCCCAAAGUCCACCCCAAAGGGAGUUAACCUCUCCUACAGAAAACUGCUCCUGAACUGCUUGAAAACAGCUCGAUUGUAAUCCAGCCUUUACUUCCGUAACGCAUCUAUGUCACUAUGUAACACGCGUCAUAAUGCAUGACUUGAGCAGUUUCCACAAGUACACCUAAAGAUGAAAUUAAAAUAACAUUAGAUACUCUCCAGGCAGUCAAUGGGCAUAAAGUUGUUACUGUGAUGUAGAGACAGUGUACAGUUAAAACGUUACCUAUAUAAAUUACAAAUUAAUAACUUAACACUCUAAAACACUUGCUCCAGUCUAGGUUGUGAAGCUGGUUCGGGUUGUACUGCUGAACUGUAGUUACCAGCUGAAGCGGCUUUGUUUUGGAUCACACUGCUCGUGGACCUGCCCCACUCUGCAUUCUGAUUGGCUAGUAGUCCUUACCUAGGUACUGCGCAUGUGCAACUCCCAACAAAGAUCAAAUAGAAGUGAGAUGCCUGACUUGGUAGCGUUCAAGAAACAGGGUGAAAAGAGGUACUGCAGCAAUGUGCCGUAUGAGAAAAAUUUGGUGUUUUUUGAAAAUUAAACCAUGUUAAACCUAUUCUGGUACAACCCCAAAAUAAAAUUAUGAAACUGAAAAUGAGCAUAAUAUGACCACUUUAAAUGUUAGUCUGCAGCUCUUAUUUCCCCCCCUCAGUGCUCACUAUGUGUUGUGCUCGUUGGUUUUAAAUAUUGUCCACGCCUCCUGCAGAUCACAAGACCCACGACGACAAGACAAAAAAAAAAAGCUAUCUGAAUUUCAGUGCUGUGCCAGUCGGCGUAUUUAUAAUUGUUGUUGAGAGGAUGAAAAAAAGAAGCAUUUCAACUGUAUUCCAGUCUCAUCUCUUUAUCUGUCAAGUCCAAAAAAAUUUAAAAAAAUAAAUAAAAAUAAACACCUCCGAAUAAACAAUGUUGGAUAGA